This is a messenger RNA of Pyricularia oryzae 70-15, 3211 nucleotides long. RefSeq lists its product as uncharacterized. Gene Ontology annotation, biological process: protein dephosphorylation. Gene Ontology annotation, cellular component: nucleus; cytoplasm; protein phosphatase 4 complex. Gene Ontology annotation, molecular function: protein phosphatase regulator activity. The record is from RefSeq and is a predicted model, not a curated record. NCBI's taxonomy places the organism in Eukaryota, Fungi, Ascomycota, Sordariomycetes, Magnaporthales, Pyriculariaceae. The transcript has 3 exons. The coding region runs from base 765 to 2636 and encodes 623 amino acids.
AUAUCCACGUGCAAUUUUUCCUACUCGCGACCGCACCAGUAGAAUUGAAGUGGUAUAUGUAUAAUAUAGAUCUGCAGCCGUAACCUGUUUUGUAGAUCGUGGGUAAUGUUAUACUUCACUACCUACUUUCUGGUACUAAUUACUGUGCAUAUCUAAGUCUUAUGGGUGAGGUAGACGAGCAAGCAAGGAGGCAAGCUCAAUUGGAACGGUAUAAAUUACUUUUUACAAUGCCAACAUGCCAGCCAGUGAGGUGGCGAGGCAUGCAGUCCUCUGUUCCAAUCUCAAACAAUGACCGAGGCUGUUCAGUCUGGCUAUUCAGUCUGGCUUGACUGGCUUGCCUGGCCAGAGACAACGGCCGUUGGAUGGUCUGUUCUAACCGAUGGAGAAUGUAUACAGGGUAGGUAAGGAACUAGGACGCCCCAGCCCAAUCGGGCUGCUUAUCGGUACAAUCGUAAAAAGCUCAACGGACACAGACCCACUCCAAACUUAACUGGUUAUAGUGCUCGCCUUGGUGCGACCACCGCGUUGUCCCUCUAAUCGCGGGCAGCCCAGCGCGUACGCGUAGUGGCGUUGUAGCUUGAAUUUGACGCCGCCCCGAAACCAACCUGUUGCGACAACGUCGAUUGCAAGCCGAGAGCUCGGUUCCGUUGUCGCAAAAAGCCCAACACCAACGGAAUUCAAUCGUAUCUAUACAGCGCAUAUUGUCGGAUCGGAUCGUAAACUAAAAUACUUAUUGGCUUAAUAAUUCUCGCCGCCAGGCAGACAUGAUGGAAAUUGAUACCGAUGAAGAUACUUUGCGCCAGCUCGCUGCCGGCGGCUCCAUGAACUUCUCCGCCUGGCCUCUGUUGCUAUGCGAUAUCAUCAACCGCCUCGAGAAGAUCGCUCAAAAUGAGUUUCCAAUCCCCGUCAUACCCCCACCUCCGAGGCUCACACCACCACCAGAGCCGCGCUUCCUUGCUCCUCUGCCAUCCUCGGACCCCAUAGGACCGUCGGAACUCAAGAGGGUAGAGCAAAGCAAGGCGCCGAAUACGACGGCGGCAAAGACCACUGCUACCGCCGCCGCAGAUGUCUUGUCGCCCGGUUCCUCCCAGGAAAACAACAAGGAGAACGCGAACCCAAACUCGAACAAAGCUCCAGCUGCGGCUGACGCACCAGCCGAUAGCACCACUACGGCCGCGUCGGCCGUGCCAGUAGCAUCGUCAUCAUCAAGGGCUCCCGACUCCCAGACUCAACAACCUGCUCCUGGCGAGCUGCCAAUACAGAUACGGCAACAGCUGACUGAAAUCACAUCAACUCUCACGACCGGCUUCCCCGACCACCCGCCACACACCAUCCAGCGCCUGGCAGAGCUAGUCUUGUAUCCCCGCCAACAUUACCGCUCUCUCCCUUCCUACCUACAUGCUGUAGACCGGGUCGUGCACGUGGCGUCCGGCGCCAACAUCUUCCCCCUCGCGCCCGCCGUCAUGGAUCCCCGUGCUAUGGCAGCUCUUGCCAAUGGUGUGCCCGGAGGUGCUCCUGCAAACUCUUCCGUGUCUCCUUCCACAUCUACUUCUUCCACAGUAACCGCUCAGCCAGGUCUCGAUGAGCACUUGGGCGGAGCCCUCCUUACGCCAAUUCCAUGGCUCACAAACAGGCCCGAGAGCGUCGACGGCGCAGACGCUGCCCUCAGUCCGGAACCAGACAUGGAUGACGAAGAUGGGGAACCCGCCGAUACUCUCCAUUCGCAGCGCCAUCCACAACCACAACAGCAGCACAGCGGGUCCGGCCGGCAGCGCCAUCAGCAGCGGUUGAGCACCGAGUCGACCGAAACCAUAGAGGGUCCUAAUGGAGUGGGCCACAUCGAGACCGUGUCUGUCUCUGUUAACGGUAUUGUCUCGCAUGGUGCCAGUACGUCAGCCCUAGCCGCUGCGCUCGGCCGUGGAGGUGCCGAGGCUUCCUCGUCGGCCCUGAGCACAAACCAGCCGCAGCAGCCUGGUGCGGAGGGUAUUACCCAGGGUGAGCUGCUGCGUGAGGAACAGCGUGCCGGUGUCGUCCCUGUCAGCCAGGUUCAGCGCAGUAGAGAAGCUGCCCAAAGUCGAGCAGCAGCUGCUGCUGCCCCUGCUGCGGCGGAAUCCUCUGGCUCUCCCGUCGGGUCCACGCCUACUGAGCAGGGCGAUGAAGAAAUGGACGAUGCCGUCGGGGAAGCUGACGAGGCAGCCGGCGCGGGUGGUGCGGAAUCCGAGGAUGAGGUGCCGCACGUCCGUGGACCGGAGGAGAUUGGGCUGGCGGACACAGGACCGCAGGCCGCAGGGACCAGCAUUCCAGCGCCCGGUCAGACGGCACCCAACCUUGCUCUCCAGGACCUCAACGUGGAGGCAGCGAUGGGACGGCCAGCAGACGAGACGCGAGCGGCGUCGGCGCCAAAAUCGCCAGCCCGUUCAGAACCAAGCGACGUGACUCUAGACUCGGGAGAUGAAACGCCGCGGGAGGGAGCUUCGACCCCAAAACGGGACGCAGAGGGUGAGCCGGCCUCGGGAGGCGAGCCCCCCGCCAAGAAGUUGCGCGAGAGUCCUCAGGAGUCCGGUAAAGACUCGGAGGAUGGGGAAAAGCCCGCAAAGGAUGGGGCCGAAGGAGUCGAGCCCGUUGGCAAGGAAUAGUAGUCAUACCAAAUCCAAUAUCCUGAGCAGGUCUUACCUUGUUCUGCCUUGAUGGUAUUCAAACGCUGCGUGUCAUCCUGAUUUGAGAAUGUUCUCGGGCCUGGUGCAGUCGGAAGGGCCAUGCUAGAGAAUGGGAUGUUGCACGCGGUAGCUGAAAAUUGUGCAGAUUUUUCCGACGAUUAUUUCUCAUGAUACCUAUCCAUAAAUGGCGGCAAAAGCAUGCAUUGUGACUUGGGGUUAUUCGUUUCUUACGAUGGUAACUUAAUACAUCUUCGCCGGCUCCUAUUCGCGGAGUAUUAUGCCGUGGUCUGUCAUGCUUACAUCGCGGUUUAGACUCGAGUCUAAUCUAUCUGCUUGGCGGUACUUGAUGUGCCUGUCACUUACGCCCCGGGUACUGAAUAGCCCUUGGCAACAUCAAUAUUAGAACUUCUCACGCGCAAAGAAUCAAGGAACAUAUCCGCUUGUUAGCUGCAACAGCCGUAGGAAGCCAGCAGUCUGGCAUUCACCCGGCCUCUUAAAUUGGGACGAUAUCUGUCGUCUUGCGUCUAGAUGAACCCGCGUCGCCAAACAAAGCA